CAUAGCGCCUCUUUCUCUCUUUCUCCCAUCUUUUUCGUUUCAUUCGUUUUUUUCUUCAUUCCAAUUUCACUCUCUCACACUCACUCAAAAUUCAAUCUUUAUCAAUUUUACGAAUACCAUUUUGAAUUCUGAUCACAUUGGUGUCUUUUUCCGGCGAUACACUGACGGUGGAAAAAGUUACAAAAAUGACACCAGAGAAGAAGAAACCCUUGGAAAUUGAGAAUUUGAACCCUAAUGAGUUUUCUAAUCGAACCCCACUUCAGAAAUCGUUGACUAAGGGUGACAAUAAUUGUGUUAAUGUUGUUGUUGUUUCGCCGCAGAAGAGAAUUCGUCAGAGAAAGUUUGUUGUUGCAAAGAAGAAGAAGAAUGAUCAAAGUCCUAGGAAAACUGUUUUGUGUAAAUGUGGAGAGAAUGAUGAUGGAAGUAAGUGUGUUUGUGAAGCGUAUCGGAAUUUGAGGGAAUCACAAGAAGGGUUUUUUGAAAAAGAGAAUUUUUUUGAUGGUGAAGAGAAAAAUGAUGAAGAGAAAGGUGAAAAUGUUCUUGAAGAAGUUAUUGAAGCAAAUUUGAUUAUUCAUGAUAUUGGUAACGAAGAAAGAAAAAUUGAUGAAGAAGAAGGUGUAGAGGAAGAAAAUGAAGAAAAGGGUAAUUGUAGUUCAAUGGUGAAAAGGAGAAGAGAGAAAGUAAUGGAAGAAGCAAGGAAUAGUGUACCUGAAAAUGGGAAAGUGAUGCAUUUGGUGAAGGCUUUUGAGAGGUUACUUAGUAUAAAAAAGGAGAAAGAGAAGAAUGAGGAAGAGGAAGAGAAUGAUAAGAAGAAUAAGGUGAUGAAAUGGGCAUUACCUGGAUUGCAAUUUCAACAACCUGUUAAGGAUGGUGAUGAACAAUCUGAAGUUGUUUCGAGUUGUUGUGAUGAUGAUGGUAGUUUGUUUAAUUGUACUUUGACUUCUGAACAACUUGGAUUGGAUCAAAGGGCUUCAGUUACAUCUUCUUGGGAUUGUGGAAGUGGAAGAAGUGUGUGUAGCAGGAAUUCUUCUGGUGGUAGAAGAAGCAGAAGAAAUAGCUUGGAAUCAUCUAGUACUAUUGGAGGAAGGAGGUGGAAGAAGAAGCAGAAGCUAAAAGUCACUAGCCAGAAACCAUUCAAGCUAAGGACUGAGCAAAGGGGAAAGAUGAAAGAGGAACAGUUGAUGAAAAAGGUAAAGGAGGUUUUGACAGAAGAAGAGAAGAUGAGAAUUCCUAUUGCACAAGGUCUUCCAUGGACUAUUGAUGAACCUGAGUGCUUGCUAAAACCUCCGGUGAAAGAAAACACAAAGCCUAUUGACGUGAAACUUCAUAGUGAUUUGAGGGCAAUUGGUCGCGCUGAAUUUGAUCAUCAGGUGGCUGAAAAAUUGAGUUUGAUAGAACAACAGAAAAUGGAAAUGGAAAGGCAACAAAAGUUGGCUGAAGAGGAAGAGAUUAGGAGAUUGAGGAAGGAACUCAUUCCUAAAGCGCAGCCAAUGCCGUAUUUUGACAGACCAUUUAUUCCAAGGAGGUCAAUGAAGAAUCCAACAAUACCAAAAGAACCAAAGUUUCACAUACCACACCAUAAGAAGAUUAAGUGCUUGACAUUGAAUGAAAUGAGAUCAUACUCUUCAUGCUUCAACUGAGGAUUCAGAGGACUUUUGCUGAAGAAAAUGUUCAUGAUUCCAGAGGUCAUUUUGCUGAUGUGAAGAGAUAUAUUCAAUUUGUAUAUGGACAAGCAAUACUAGUUGCAAAUUUUGGUUUUGCCUUUGAUCAAUUGUAUCAAUUUUAGUGCAAUAAUUUUUGUACUGCUAGACAUAAGCAGAUGGAUUGGGGCAAAAGGUAUCUUCUUUUCAUUGAAAUGAAAUGAACUUACUUUUUUUUUAUGUGAAUUCAUUGUCACUUUUUAA
Medicago truncatula (barrel medic) is the source of this 1904-nucleotide messenger RNA. Its product is annotated as protein WVD2-like 4. Gene Ontology annotation, molecular function: microtubule binding; protein kinase activator activity. The transcript has 8 exons. Gene Ontology annotation, biological process: regulation of mitotic spindle organization; mitotic spindle assembly; activation of protein kinase activity. The record is from RefSeq and is a predicted model, not a curated record. NCBI's taxonomy places the organism in Eukaryota, Viridiplantae, Streptophyta, Magnoliopsida, Fabales, Fabaceae. Bases 186 to 1640 code for a protein of 484 amino acids. Gene Ontology annotation, cellular component: nuclear microtubule; spindle.